AUGAAUCCAGGUACUAUAUUUGAAUUGGAGUUGGAUGAUAGCAAGUACUUCAAAUAUGUCUUCGUGGCCAUGAGUCAAUCAAUUAGAGGUUUUAUGUGUUGCAUUCGACCAGUUUUGGUUAUUGACGGGGCACACCUUAAAGGGAAGUACGAAGGUGUAUUACUAACUGCUUCUGUUGUUGAUGCGAAUAACCAAAUAUACCCAGUUGCUUUUGCAGUAGUCGGGAGUGAGAGCGUCGCAUCAUGGGUAUGGUUUAUGACUCAAUUGAAGAGUGUUGUCGACACCGUUCAGAAUUUGGUCUUCAUUUCUGAUCGACAUGCCGUCAUUUGUAAAGCGAUUGAUGAGGUAUUUCCUACUGCAUUUCAUUGCUUUUGUAUACAUCAUCUAAAUAUGAGCUUGCUGGCCAAAUUUAAAACGCCCGCGUUGGAGGCAUUAUUUUUUAAGGCUGCGAAAGCAUUUCGCGAGUCAUAUUUCAAUGAGAACUGGGUCCAACUGUGCGCACACCCAGGAGUGAGGGAAUAUCUGGAAGCUAUAGGAAAGGAACGAUGGGCUCGCUGCUUUCAGACGAAACUAAGAUACUCACAGAUGACCACCAAUAUUGCAGAGUCCGUUAAUGCCCUUUUCACGCAUGCACGUAAGUUGCCAGUCAUCGCAUUACUUGAUCAUAUCAGAGGUGUGUUGCAGAGGUGGUUCUACGAACGUCGGACGCUUGCUUCUUCACGUCAGAGUACGUUGUCUGACUACGCAGAGGAAAUGAUUGCCGAAGCUCCGGAUAAUGCACGGAGACACAUUGUUAUGAACAUCGACCAGUUUAAUUUUGAGGUACGCGACGGGAACCUCUGGGGACGUUGA
Molecule: messenger RNA, 852 nt
Organism: Momordica charantia (bitter melon)
Lineage: Eukaryota; Viridiplantae; Streptophyta; Magnoliopsida; Cucurbitales; Cucurbitaceae
Product: protein FAR-RED IMPAIRED RESPONSE 1-like
Source: RefSeq, a predicted model, not a curated record